AUGCCCAAAACACGCUUUUCAGAAGCCAGGUCCCGUCUGCAACAAAAUCAAGAAGAGACUAUUGCAAGCACAAGUGCAGUUCCUGAUGAACCGACAAUUGAUUCCGCGGUGCUGCCAGACAAAUCCGCCACAUCCUCGAACGAGAAACCUCCCUCUCGAUCUGGAAAGAAAUCAAAGAGGAAAAGGUUACUAAGCUGGGAACGCGAGGAUAGACCACCGCGACCGAGUAACGCAUUCAUUUCGUUCAAGUCAUCCUUACGAGAUGGGCCUCAGAAGCAGGAGUACGCAUAUCGACUAAAUAAAGGAGAAAAUAUAGGUGUUGUUGCUCAACAAUUGUGGUUGGCUUUACCUCCUGAAGAAAAGGAUAAAUGGUACGCGGCGGCCAAGAAGGCUAAAGCAGAACACGCCUUGAAGUACCCCGAUUACAAGUUCAAACCUCGUAGGCGUAAUAGCAAGAAAUAUAGCCCUUCAAACAAGUCAAAUGCAAAUGAGGAUGAGGAAGGAAGUGUUGCCCCUAGUGGGGAGAGUGGUACCUCUCACAGUGCUCACAGCGAGGACGGAGAUUUCGACUCUCCAGGAGUAGCACGUUUCGUUGAGGUCUAUGUAGGAGGCAGUAAAGAUCUGGAUACGCUAUACAAAUAUGGAUGGAAGGUUAGUACGCCUCUUUGUUCCGCUGUCACCCUCUCAACAAUCACUCAGUGGGCGCUCGUUCGUGACUUCGAUGCUCUACCGAUUGAUGUGACCGACGAAGGACUCAAUGAGGACAAUAAUCCCUUGCUUCACCAAACCGAAGAAGCGGACAGAGUUGA
Molecule: messenger RNA, 809 nt
Organism: Acaulospora colombiana
Lineage: Eukaryota; Fungi; Glomeromycota; Glomeromycetes; Diversisporales; Acaulosporaceae
Source: the annotation of a GenBank genome assembly